CAAGAAACUGCAUGCUGCAGAGUCGGCACUCAGCGGCGCAGACAACCCAAACCAGACCAGAAAACGAGAAAAACUGGCGUUAUGAAGUUUUAUACUGUUUAUCUGUGAUAUUUGAAAAAAUCAAAUUUUCCUUAAUUAUUAUUGAAGUUACCCUUUGUUAACGUUUAAAUAUGAGCUCAACGAUGACAGAGUUAAAAGGAGGAUUAAUUUACAACAAGCAGUUGUGGGCUGUUACUGGCGGCACAUUGCUGGGUACAAGUGUUGAAGCUGCUCGUAAACAGCUUCAAAAGGCUCGAUCACAAAUUCUAGCAGGAAUCAGUCACUAUCGACCAUUUAAUGAAGAUUCUGAGAAAAAACUUAAGUCUUGUCUUGAUGGGAAAACACUUUCUUUUGUUGUUAACAUAGCACGACAAAUGAAUUUAGAUGCAUUACAAGCAUGGGAUCUUAUGGUGUUUUACCUUGAACAUGAAUUUCGUGGCAGUGAAGACAACUUGGAAUCAUUUCUUGAAAGUGAUGUUCGGAAAGAACAAUUAGUGAAAGACAUAUGCAUGUUCUAUUGGAGUGAGCGUGCUUUUUUAUUAAAGUGUAUUGGAAUAUAUUUAGCCUAUUGGCAGGAUAAAGAACACCCCUUCUCAGAAGUGUUUUCUGAGCUACUCUCUGAUUUAACAGCAAAUGCUAUUUUUGAGUCUCUUCUGAAACAGUUAAAACAGCUCACUGAGCAGAAUGCUCCCACAUCAUCUACCAAUUUAAGCUCUAGCACGAAAACAAGUAUUUAUAGCACCACAUCAGACCAGUGGAUGUCCAUUUACUUGCAAGAACAACUUUCUGUGCUUCACAACUUGACUCUCUUUGUGGAUGGAUACCAAUGUCAGUGGCGAAAUAUUCUGGAGACAUUGAAGUUAUGCAAGCAUCCACUUUUGUAUAGGCAUAAACUGAAGAGGCAGCACCUCCCCCUCCUUCAGGGUAUUACAUUUAGUCAAGUUGUUCUACUUUUAAGGAUGAUUGACGUGUCUGAUUUAGGCUUUGCCAAGACUCUCUGGCUUGAAGAUGGAUUGAAACUUCAUUCCAGUUUUGAUACUGAAAUGCAAGAAUUGUACAAAAAGGAAGAGCAUCCACCGCUGCUGUUAGUAUGGAUGCUCUUUAAUUUUUAUGGGGUUCCUGAAGAAGAAUUUUCAAAGUAUAGGAAAUUUGGUUUUAUGGCUACUAAACUUAAUGUGUUUUCAUAUCUAUCUAAACUUUUAAAUGAACCAAUGUUUAAGUCAGAGGCUACUAGAAUAUCAGAGAUAGCCUAUUCGACAGUUUAUAAGCUGAUUGACUGUCUUACAUCAAACUUUGAGCCGGAAAAGCUGCAACCUAGGGAAAAUUUACUCUCUCUGUGUGCAACAUUGCUUCAUCAACCAUCUACUGCAGAUAUGUUUUGGAACUCUGACAGUGAUUCUGGUAUUCGUCUCACUGUAGAUGUGGCCAUGAGACGCUUUCCGCUUGAAUUUGAAUCUCUCGUUCAUAUUGUCACAUCAUUAGCUUCAGCAAGCCCAAGAAGUUGUGAAGAGGUUUUGAAAAUGGUAUCUGAAUUGGAUUUUCUUUUGGAACCUCUUGUACCAGCUUUGCUUCAACUGUUGACUUACACUUCUGGGUCCAACAAUAGUGUGACCCUAACUGGUUUGCACAGACCCCUUCCUCAUGUUGAUGCUUUGGUUUUGCACUCUGGUACUCUUGGAACCCUUGUGGAUCAAAAUCCUCAUUUUGUAUGCUGGAAGGUGAAGUACAGCUUUUGGUUGGCUGUUCACAGUGCACAAGCCUCCUUCUUGACUCAGAUAAGUUUAAGUUCUGGUGGUGGUGUAGAACCCGCAGUUGUUGUCCGUGCUCUUGCUUCUGUUCGGUGCAUUGCAGCUUGCUUAGAAUCAGGCUGUGAAAUUCAACCUGCAGAACCUGCCAUGGUUUUACCUAUUGAACUCGUUUUUUCAAUUAUGGAAAGGUUUCUUCUCGUCUCAAACCCUAAGUCAGCUAUGAUGGCUGCAUGCCUUGAGGUUGCUGCAAGUCUUGUCACUGAAUUUCCGAGUGAUGUAACUAAUAAACUGAGAGCAUUAGACUUUCUGCCAACAACACAGCCAGAUGAAGGAACUGUCAUGACAUACAUUAGCUUUGCUCAAGGACAUUUUUUUAACGCUGGAGUUUUUGGACGAAUAGUUGUCAAUGAAGAACGCCCAGUUGGCUCAUUUCCAUUGAUCAGAGCUUACCUUUCUUUUCUCCAAAAACUUAUCAUGUCUGGCUGCAAAGAAAAAGAACAGCAAUCAGUAGCAUUGUCAGGUCUGGUUUAUGUGAUUCUAGAAGUCUUUCCUCGCUGUUAUGAAUGGGGAUAUGCUGCAAUGGCUGAAAGAACCCAACUGAGCCACCUCUGCCUUGAGUUAUUUCAUCACCUGAUCAGCCCUGCAGCUCUCUCUGGUGAAGGUGCUGGCAGUUCAUCGGAAUUUGAGAGAUUACUUGCUCACAUAAGUCUAUAUGCUUUAUUAUAUACUGACAAUGGACAUACAUUGCUUAGAAUUUGUGCCUUAGGUGAAGCUGAAUUGAAAGGACAAAUGCUGAAGCAAACAAGUUGGCUUAAAGGAGGAGGAGUAGAGCUGGUAGACCUUGUACGACUUGCUCUCUCUAUCCUUAUCAGAGUCCUUAUGCUGAAAGAUUCUGUUAAAACUGGAAAGGACUUGUCUCCUACUGAGCAACUGAUAUAUGCAUCUCCUAAUGCUAAAAACUCUCUUCAAGUGGUUCCAAACAUAGCAUACUAUGUCUACCACUGUUUCAAUCCAAAUGUUCCCAUUCUUGCCGUUAAAGUUUUAAAACGGAUAGCAUUAGAAGUUCCUAUGACACUUCGAGCAUGCCUGGCAAUGGAUGGAGAUGUUAUAAGAGAGGCAUUUGUUGCCAAACUGGACUCACCCCACCAAUCUAUGCAGCUUAAAGUUGCAAUACUGGAGCUGAUUACGGCAUGCAUUCAUACUCAGCCUGGAGCAACCGAAGCCUUUUUCAAUAUUCAUCAUCCUGAAGAAAGUAAGCGUUUGUUUAGUAAAGACAAGACUCCCAAUGAUGAUCCAAGUGGCUGUCUAACAUAUGCAUGCAAGCUGCUUGCCAAAGCUAAAGAUGAGCCAAUGUUAGUGCGUUCCAUGUUGUAUGGAGCUGUAGUGGAACUUUUGCAUGCGCUGUGGAUGCACCAUCAGAAGAUCUUGCUGAGUUUCUUGCGAGAGAAGAAAGAUUUCUGGGCUGAUCUUUGUGCACCAUUAUUUCUUCCUCCAAGUCACAAGGUUAGGGGAUAUGCUCAAGUUCUUAACAUAGUAUCAUCAGAAAUGUAUAUGUUUGGUUCUGGAGUUCACAAACAAUUGAUGGAACAAAUGCAAAAGCUGUUUUCUGAUAAAAACAACUAUCUGGUCACCUGGUCCAAAUUUAUAACACACUCCUUAUGUGUGGAGAGCAGUUCAAAUGAAAAGAGGGCAUUAGAUUCUGUUUCUGCUGCUGAAGACCCAGUUAAACCUCUCUAUGAAGAUGAAGUAAAGGAACGCCUAGCUUUAAUGACUGCUUGGAAGGAUAUGCUGUUAGUAGCCUUAGGGGAGUUGAGUAAUGUGCAGGAACUUAAACUUUCUGAAAAACAGCAAAGUGCUCUUGCCAGUCAUGUGCUGACAGCCCUUGAGCAGGAGGCAUCACGCGAUGCAUCAGCCUCCAACAAGCUUUCACUAAGACCAGCAGCAGUUACUAUGCUGGCAGAGCUUUUGCUCAUAUUACAAGCUAAAUGGGAGAGUUCUUGUUUUGCUGAUUCUGAUACAGCAGUAUGUCAACUGCAGACUGUGCUGUUAAGAUUUUCAUAUGACUAUCAUGGUUUGCCACCACGUACUAGAACAGCCAUCUUGAGUAGUGCCAUUCAGUCGGUUAAAUUGCUGCGGUUGAGUUUGUGUAGAAAUGAGGUGGCUAUGGAAAUCCUUGUAAAAGCCACAAUCACAAUGGUUUCUCAGGAGCUCCAGGCCAUAAGUGUUUCCAGAAGUAAUGAAAAUGAGGGUCCAAGCAAACUUAGUGUAACUUUACUCCAGGUGCUUUGUGAAGCUAUUUCUGAAGCUGCUGCCGGCCCCUGGACAGAGCUUCUUAGUCAAAGCAAAAUAGCAUGCAGAGUGAUAGUCAGCCUCAGUGAAGUUCUUUGCUCUCAAACUAACUUACAAUUCGCUCAAAGUGCUCUGUAUCUUUUGCUUUCAUUAGCUGGAUCAGAGCGCAAUGCAGCAUUAUUGAACUUGAAUUUUGUCCAAGAUCAACUUUGGUUACAACUCACACCAAAAGAAAAACUGCUAAUAUCUAACCAACCAUUCCAGUCACCAGAAUCCUGGGUAAACUCUCCCUGGUCCUCUGUCUUCUGUGUAGGUGUGGAGUUUGUUUGUGCAAUUCUAAAUCAUCAUGGAGUGAGAGCACUAGAAACAGCUGUAAACUUUUGUGCAGUGCAAGAAAAUGCUUUGUUGGACUGCCUUCUUUUGGCAAGGCAUACAUUAGAGCCCAGUGCCUUAUCUCUAUCAGAGGCAGCUCUUAAUCUGUUGUUACUCUUAGUACAACACUCAAAUCAAUGGAGGCUUCAAGCAUUUAGGACUUUCAGUAACUUAGUUCGAGGUGUUAGCAUGUGUUUAGAUAUUAGUGUUGGCUUAUUGACUAGACCAAGUCUCAUAGCAUCAAUGGCUGAAGGAACUAAGCAUUUGUCCAGUGCACUUCAUGGGGAAAACAGUGAUUCAUCGAUCCAAAUUACUCCUAAAGUGUCAUCUGCCUCUAACAAACUGAUGAAUAUGGUGAUACUUAGUAGUUCUUUCCUCCUUGAACUCUCUCCGCCAGUGUCCGCUUUGCUUUGUGAUAGAGAGUUAGAUAUUGAGGCAUGGAUACCACUUGUGGAUUUGAAUUGGUCUGCCCCUGCACAACCUGGACAAAGGCAAAAUUCACAUUGCCUCACCUUAGGAACUUUGCUGGCUGCUGUAAAUGUAUUUUCAUACACAGCUUCACAACAUAAAACUGGUAAUGUUGCAAGUCGACAUGGUAGGUCACCGCUAACUCGUGCAUUACGAGCAGCUUCCUCUCCAGUUCGUUUUGGCGGCACAACUCCUGCUACCUCUUCUGAUCAAGAUGCUAGGGAGGUAGCAGGUAUUACUGCAUGGACCAAAGCUUUAGAUUUUGACAGAGCUCAGUUGGGACUACAAAAGUCCCUCGCAUUGCUGGCCUCUCAAAGCCUCCUAUUGCUACGGGCCAGAGAUCCACGAGAUCAAGCUUUAUUGCGCCGAGAGUUAUCUACUGAAAUGAGCCAAUAUGUUGAGCUAAUGAGACGUACAUAUGGAGAUAAAUUUGAUUCAAGUGAAACACCCCCGGAGCGUUAUUUACCCACUAUAGAAGAAAAGGAUGAACCUGCUCGUCCUGCUGUUGUUCGGAGUCUCCAGCUAAGUGAAGAUCCCAAACAGACAUCUACAUCAUCAAAUGAAUCUAGGAGGCGCACUGCUUCAUCUGCCCACAAUGCUAUAUAUGCUUGCUCCGACAGUGAUUAUUUAAAACUCAUGGCACAUAUCUUUCAGAAAGUGUUUAGGGAGUAAUUCCUUGCUUUACACUGUCUCGGAUAUGUCACCUAUUUUACUACAAAAUGUACAUACAAUAAAUUUAGUUAAUUGACAAAA
Messenger RNA from Frankliniella occidentalis (western flower thrips), 5669 nucleotides. RefSeq names its product nucleoporin Nup188 (gene Nup188). Lineage: Eukaryota; Metazoa; Arthropoda; Insecta; Thysanoptera; Thripidae. Bases 171 to 5588 code for a protein of 1805 amino acids. Gene Ontology annotation, biological process: protein import into nucleus; RNA export from nucleus. The record is from RefSeq and is a predicted model, not a curated record. Gene Ontology annotation, molecular function: structural constituent of nuclear pore. The transcript has 17 exons. Gene Ontology annotation, cellular component: nuclear pore inner ring.